This is a messenger RNA of Branchiostoma belcheri (Belcher's lancelet), 1809 nucleotides long. RefSeq names its product proline-rich protein 36-like. The record is from RefSeq and is a predicted model, not a curated record. NCBI's taxonomy places the organism in Eukaryota, Metazoa, Chordata, Leptocardii, Amphioxiformes, Branchiostomatidae. Bases 703 to 1788 code for a protein of 361 amino acids. The transcript is spliced from 4 exons.
UUCCCUCCCGCCAUUUUGGUUACCCGGACCAGUCGUUGCCUUGAAAUUUUCGCCUCUUCUCGAGCCGAAUUUCUCGUCUGCCGAGCCCGAAUCCCGUCAGAAAAGCCCGCCAAAAGAUGUCUGUGAUCGCCCUGCCCAGUCUGGAGGACAUGUUGGAGCUGUACGGAGCGCCAGUUCCCAUGGAGACCGAAUCAGACGACACUAUGAGUAUGAUACCGUGUCCGCCGCCUCCCAGUGAAGGGUGGGAGGCGGCGGAGUCUUGCUCCUUCUUGAAGUCGGGCCUCAAGCAGCGGGUUAAGCGUGAGCAGCGGGUUCGCAAGUCUUCUAAGAAGCACUGAGUCCGAGGCGCCAGGCCUCGCUGUCUGCACUGCACCACCCUGCUCCCCGCCGGGGCAGAAUGAGCCAGCCCACCAUGCAGUGCAGACAGAGGAGUGCCCCCGUGUGGGGCAGACAGGAAGUGCAGGCUGUUGCCAGAGACCCCUUUCCCCCCUGGCCGACCUUGAUAGCCUCCCUUCCCUCCAACAACUAGCAGUGCUGGCCCCCGAAGAUGUAUAUCAAGAAAUACAAGCAGCUUUGUUUGAGAACCCCAGAAUCCCACCGAAUGGAGACGUCCAAUCAGCACAACCCUUCACCGCAGUCAACUACUCAACUACUGAAUCAGCUGACCUUUCACCCUUGUCCCCCGACCUCAAUGACCUCCCCAUGGAUGCGCAGGACCUGUUUGGGUGCAACAACUCAUUCCUCCAACUAGGCGGAAAUUCGGUUCUAUUCGGCGCCGAUUUCUCUCCGUUUGACAAGUUUGAAGACAUUCCUACAGACAUGGACGCAGACACAACCGCAGAUCCUUUCAGUGAAGACCAGGAUGACAGCUCAGUUCUUGACCUUGGUACAGUUCUUGACAUUGACCCUGGCACGGAGGAGAAUGUGUGGAUGUUUAGCCAACGUCUGCUAUCGCCUCUGUCUUCCCCCUCCGAAAUUCAGCUCCCUCCAAACCACCCUUCAUCUCCAAUUGUCUCUCCCACUGCACCGCCUCCACCUUACAGCAUUGCUACACCCUGCCAACCUGAGGAGACACAGGCUAGAACAAAUGUUUCUUUAAGAAAUUGUGCCGGGCUGACGCUUCGGCAGUUGGUUUCUGCGCCACCAAACAAGCCCACCACCCCACAAGUUGUUGACCUCACAUCAGACUCGCAUGAGAGCCCAGUAGCCCCUCCGUUGGCUGCGGGAUCCCAGAGCCCCCUCUAUCCAACCCCUCCUAGCUCUGCCCAAGCCUCCCCACGGAAAAGCCCCCCUAACACCCCCUUCCACUUCCCGAGCGAGCGCAGUCCCCCCACCGAAAACUCAACCCCAUCCAACAUCCAGUCACAGACAGUUGAGAGCUUGGUCUCUGUAACUCCACAGUGCCAGUCCCCGGCUUCUGUUAGUAUCCUGUCUCCACCUGAUUCAGUACAAUCCAACAGUUCCUACACCUCCAGCCUGCCCCCCUCCCCAUCCACGUCAGUCUGUAGCCUCAGUUCUACAGAAGGGCUCAUCCAGAGAGCAGAGAACACUCUGACAAGCGCAGAGAUCAAGGCCAGAGACCAGGUCAAGAUGGCGGAAGUUCAGGCCAAAACGUCGCGGAAUUACCGACGGUCGCUCGCACGCUCACACGACCUGGACAAGCUGGCCGGAAAUCUGGAGCGCGAGAACGGAGAACUGAGGGAUAAGAUCCAGAGCCUGACGAGCGAGAUUGCGCUGGUUAGAAAGAACAUUGUGUUAGUGAUGGCUGGCAAGAUGCCUGUCAAGUAGUGCUGUGUUCUCUGGACUGGU